CUGUGGACGGCGGGUAUUAAAAGAGGCAGCGAGAGACUGCGGAACGGGAGGCAGAAGAGAGAAAGCUGCACCCCGACAGACAGCGAGCUUUGUUGUCCGCAAACGCGUGCGAACAUCAGAGGCGACGCCAUGUUUGAAAGGCUUAAAAGUGAGGAUUAUCAUGGCACACGCGUCAACGUGGGCACGCGUCAACGUGGGCCCCCGGCGCCUCAGGAGUUGGCCCUUCUACUGCAGCUCCUCAGCUUCGAUGAGUCACUCACCAGGAUGCAGCAGGAAACGGUGCAUGUCUACUGCCACCUUUCCUGGCUUGAAAGAUCCAACGGCGCUGCCAAAACAAAACUCAAAGCUUCAUGUUCUGCCAAACAAAUUGCGAGUGGAGACGGCAGCGAGGAUGCUGGCAGCGCUUACCACCGCAUCAGCAUCACGGGUGAGACAGACAGCACAGCGGGGCAAGAGCCAGUCCCCGUAUGCAUCCGCUAUGACAGGAGAGUGGGUGAGCGAGUUGAGUUCUGCGUUACCACCCGCAGAGAUGAGGAUGGCGACUACAGCGGCGCUCUGAUAGGACAGGCCGCCGCUGUGCGGAUGGAUCCGGCUCUACUUCGUGAGAGGGAACUGUUCAAGAAGAGAGCUCUUUCCACUCCAGCCGUCGAGAAGAGGCAAGCCGCAUCUGAAUCCCAUAAGAAAAAGAAGCCCAAGCUAGACAAGGAGAGCUCCUCUGGGUCUAAACACACUACUGGGGAGGCGGGAUGUGACAGAAUUUCUUGGAAGAUUGCAUGUAUCCUGGGACAGUGCGAUAAAGGUUGA
Menidia menidia (Atlantic silverside) is the source of this 804-nucleotide messenger RNA. The record is from the annotation of a GenBank genome assembly. NCBI's taxonomy places the organism in Eukaryota, Metazoa, Chordata, Actinopteri, Atheriniformes, Atherinopsidae.